Molecule: messenger RNA, 417 nt
Organism: Cooperia oncophora
Lineage: Eukaryota; Metazoa; Nematoda; Chromadorea; Rhabditida; Trichostrongylidae
Source: the annotation of a GenBank genome assembly
AUGUCCGUUAGGAGACGGUUCUUUCACUUUCGGAAGAUUUCAUCUCGGUUGUACUCAAGCCAUAUAACCCCAGAACUGGCUGAAGUUCUCCAUAAAUGGCCAGGAGGGCAGGUAGAUCUUGAAUCGAAGGGGGAUAUUGCAAGACUUCGGCUAAAUCGACCGGAGAAGAGCAACUGUUUGUCAGGAGAGAUGAUGUUCCAGCUUGGUGAAAGGGUGCAGGAACUCGACAAGUACUCGUCUUGUGGUGUGUUGGUUGUCGAGGGAGCAGGAAACUCAUUUUGCAGCGGAGGAGAUCUUGGGCUAAUUGAUCAGCUGAGCAAUCUUUCCCUUGGACCGGCAAUGUUUCAGUUCAUGUCAUCUUCACUGGCCAUGAUUCGUUCCUCUCCACUGGUGAGUUCCAAAGUUACGAACUUCUGA